This is a messenger RNA of Dermacentor albipictus, 2379 nucleotides long. Its product is annotated as solute carrier family 22 member 7-like. Gene Ontology annotation, biological process: transmembrane transport. Gene Ontology annotation, molecular function: transmembrane transporter activity. The record is from RefSeq and is a predicted model, not a curated record. Gene Ontology annotation, cellular component: membrane. Lineage: Eukaryota; Metazoa; Arthropoda; Arachnida; Ixodida; Ixodidae.
UGUCUCGCCAGCGUACGCAACGUUUCCAGCGACUGUACUGGCUGUUGCUUGCUGUUUCGUCAAAGAAGGCACUGUGCAGACCUUAGUAAUGGACAUUCUGGUGCCACGACGGCUGCUGUCCAAGGACCUUUUGACCAGCGAGUCCUUCGACUGCGCCGACGCCUUCGGCCACGGCACCUUCCAAAGGCGCCUGCUGCUGCUCUGCACCAUCGCUACCUCCCUUGUGAACCUCCACAGCUUUGUAUUUCCGUUGAUUAUAAAAGACGUUAAUUACAGGUGCAAGCUUCCGGCACCACCGCCGCAUUACAAUGGUUCUGCGCUCGAAUGGAGGAGUUUGUUAAUCCCCAAAGAAGCAGAUGGCGAAUUGAGCCUCUGUCGCCGCUACGAGCACCCGGAGGAACCAAACGGCAGCACCCUCAACACGAUUCCCUGCGGUGAGUGGGUGUACGACGACGAUAACGAGCCGGCGCGCACUAGCAUUGUGAGUGACUGGGACCUCGUCUGCGAGAGGCGGAUACUCGUCUCGGUGAUGAUCGCCGUCCACAUCGCCGGCUCUAUCCUGAUCACAGUCAUCGGUGGAUCGCUCGCCGACACCAUAGGCAGAUUGCCCGUGCUCCUCGCAUGCGUAGUGGUACUCAUAAUCUCCACUAUCACCGGAUGCCUUUCCGAAAGCUUCGUGACGUUCGUGGCAGUGAAGUUUGUCAGCUCGGGAAGCGUCAGCGCAGUCAUGAGCAUUACCGCCAUGUCCGUCUUCGAGAUUACCACGCACAAUAACCGGUCGCUCCAUGUCAUCUUUGCCGCAACGCUGGGCCUUCUGUUUUCCGACAUGUGGUACGCCACCAUCGAAACAGUCAAGCUUGGCUGGAUGCUCAAGCACGCGGUCUUUAUUUUUCCGACCGUGCUCAUGCUGCCGGCCUUCUGCGUCGUCUUCGAGUCACCCCGCUGGCUGAUCGCAAAGGCUCGCUUCAAGGAGGCGGAGGUGGUCAUGAUGAGUGCGGCCGCGAUCAACCACUUUCCCAUCCAUUUCACGGCGUUGACACUGGACAAGGUCAAGACGGCGAUGGUCAGGAACGGCAUGCGCUUGCCGUCCAUCGACCACGACAUGCUCAGUGGAUACUCCAUGCGGUGGCGCGCUCUCAUUUUGAGCCUUUCGUAUUUCUCCAUGACGUUCUCCGCGUUCAUCCCGUCGUUUGCCACUGAGAAUAGAAAUGAGCCCUGAUACACACUCGGUUCAUUUUCCGUGAACCUGUUAGGCUACGCGAUGAUGCACCUGCUAAUCAGCAGGCUCAGCAUACUGACCGUAAUGAACGUGUGGUUUUCGGUGCUCGGCUUGCUUGAAUGCCUACUGAGUGUAGUCGUCGGUGGGGGUGCCGGGGUUAUGAUCCAGGCCCUGGUUAUGGUAGCCACGGCGCUCUUCUACUCCGGAUCUAUUCUUUGCUUCGUCUACACCCUCGAGCUUUUCCCUACAGCCAUCCGUGGUACGGUGGUGUGCUGUGUCUUCGCCUGUGGACGUCUAGGCGCCGUGUUCGCAACAGCAGUGCUGGAGUUCCAGAAGCACGGACGGGCGGACCUGGGGCACGCAGUGGCCGGCACUCUUCUUUUCGCGUCGAUGUUCGCCCAGGGUGGCCUACCACGGGCCACCUCAGUGGAAUGCACCAAGAUGGACUACCGGCGCGCGUCGUUUGCGCCCGAGCGCCGCAUGGAGUAUAUGAAGAAGACGCUUGACUCAAGCAUUCGCACUACGCGCAGAAGCAAGAGUAGUGACAAUAUCUCAAAAUGUAGCACUGCCUCUCUGAGUAGUCGACGUUCGCGUCACUAGGCGUGCGUUAAACAUUGCGCGCACCUUUCCCAGCUUGCAUUUUACAAUGGCUGCUGUUUGCAGGUGACUGGUCGUGAACCUGUAAGCUCACGCGUCUACAUCUCGUGAUCUGCAAUGUGUUAUACGCGGCCAUGAUUCACACGUAGUGUCCGUGAACUUGUCUAAUAUUUUUCUGCAGACGCAAUUUUAUAUUUAUUUCGUCUAUAUUUUGGAUUUUCUAUGAAGCAGUGUCUGGAUUUUUCGCCUUAGAAAGCGCGGACAGGAGCACAUUGUAGUGUCCUCCUUGCUUGGGCACAUGUCCUAAGGUGCCCCAUUAUCACCAAGAACGUCAGUUUUUCAGGCAACCCCACUCGUGAACUUUCGUAUUCUAUGCAGACAUGGGCGGCUAUUAUUGCACCUGUUUUGUUCUUUAGAUACAUAUCUUCUUUUGUUUUCUGUUUGUAGGGUUGUGUGAAUUUACUAGUGAUGUUUGUGAAUAGGACGAUGGACGUCGGACUUUUUGGUACAGCCGUUUUCAAGCUUAAUUAAAGUGAACAGCAUGUUAAUGCAGCUGUACUGAA